GUUUCGACCUGGCCACGCAUGAAGCUGGUUGAAUUUCAUUACAUAAAAAACUGAUUGCCAACAAUUGGUUCCACGAUGAUUCGCUUGUGUAACCUAAGGUGGACAGUUUUUGCCUGCAUCCUUGCGAUCUCGAUUGGAGUAUUGCACGGCAUGACACACGUUGAAUUUCACGAAUAUUACUCCCAACUUUUGAACGACGUCGAUAAAUUGUGCGAACUGAGUGCUGACUACAUCUCGGAAGUAAUUAGGCGACUGUUCAUCAGUAAAAAAACUGAUAAACUGAAGAUGAUUAACAAGCACUACGACCUGAUGGUGAAGAGAGCUCAGCCCCUGUUGGCGCUUUUCCAUGAAGAUAUACGGAAGCUUGUCAUAUUCACAGAAAACUUGCAGAGCAUAAAAAUGGUCAAGAAGUUCCUCUACUCUUACUUCAGACAGAGUGCAAUCAAUUUGAUCGAUCACUUGAAGCGUGUCUACAACUUGUGACAAUAGCUAUAGUAUAAUAGAUUUCUACUGUGUUGAAAUUAAUAAGUCUUGUUAGACGUGCAAGUUAAUAUUUCACAUUCGAACACGGCAGCUUGUUAUUAUUUUCGAUUCGAUUACCAGGUGAUGUUCGUUCAACUUCUACAUGGCUAUGAUGGUAAGUCAGAUAGUUCCAGCUGCUUACAAUUAUAUUCCUAAGUAGAAUGGAGAUAGAAAAAAGCCUUCCAACGAUUUUCUAACAUCAAGAAUCGCAAAAUUAUUUCGUUCUUAUCUGUGGUAUUGAAAAUUUUUCUAAAAAUUUAUAAAUUCUUAUGGAAAAACAUAUCCAGUAAUUAAGUAAUGGCGCAGUGUGAAAUUAUUACAAGUUAAUUACCAUGUGAAAUGACCUUGUAAACAUGUAUAAGCUACUUUGUUAUAUCAUUGGAGUUGGCAUGAAUAAAACCGAUA
This is a messenger RNA of Diprion similis, 927 nucleotides long. RefSeq lists its product as uncharacterized. The record is from RefSeq and is a predicted model, not a curated record. Lineage: Eukaryota; Metazoa; Arthropoda; Insecta; Hymenoptera; Diprionidae. Bases 76 to 483 code for a protein of 135 amino acids. The transcript has 3 exons.